GGGAAGAAAGCGGGUGGGUAGCAACAGUUGCCCCGGUGAGGACGAAGCGCCAUAGCCACGGUAGCCCUGGCGACAAGAACCCAGCAACGAGAAUCAACAACAACAGCCUGAAUCCUUGAAAAAAAUAAAAACAAAAAUACCGGUGGGAAAUUCACUUGGAAUCAGAGUGUCUGAGUCCCAGUUCUCGUGAUGGCCACGACAGGCUACGUUGGGGAGUUGCAGCCCGUGACGACCCAGCCCCAAGGGGCAGCGAGUGGGAGUGUGACGGUGGCUGGACAGUCCUCAGCAUCCGCUGCCCCACACACCGUGGUAGCUCCUACGCAGCAGUUCCUGGCUCAGCUUCAGACCACAGUGGGGGCUCCUGCAGCCGCAGCAGGACACACCACACCCCCUGCACAAGCCACUCCCACAGCGGCACAGAAGACAGCAGUUGUCCAGGUGGCGCCCACACAGGUUCCUCCCCCCCAGACCCAGUAUGUGACGGCUGAGAUCCAGGGUUCCUCAUCACAGGCCAACAACGCCCAGAACGCCCCCCAGUACAUCGUAGUCACCGUCACAGAGGGCUCUCUCCAUUCAAGUGACUCUGUGUCUGACUCGAGCCCUCCUCCAGCUGUGGUACAGCAGACUGGGGUUCCCACACAGGUGGUGCAGCAGGUGCAAGCAGCACAGCAGAGGUCAGUGGUGCAGGCAACGUCCCAGAUCACAGCCAAGACUGAACAGGGUAUCACCACCCAGCUGAGUGUCACCAACCUGCAGCCUGUCCACCUCACUCAGGAGGUGCAGCAGCAGCUCCAGCAGGUGCCAGUGCAGCAUGUGUACACCAAUCAGGUGCAGUAUGUUGAAGGGGGAGACAACAACUACACCACCAGCACAAUUCGUUCAGGCAGCUUCACCUACACAGACACCCCUCUGUACACUCAGACCACCGCCGCCCCUUACUACGAAGCCCCUCCCACCUCUGGCUCACAGGUCCCCACCACCGGCACACCCCUGACCGUCUCCGUGACAACGGGCUCCACCGGUGGAGUGUCUAUGUACGUGGCUGGCACAGGCCAGAUUGUGGCCAAUCCGGCGGCCGCCUCUGGGGGUGGGGCGACGGUGGUGGCGACAGGGGGAACAGCCAAUGGGACUGGGGAAGGGGCGGGGGCUAAUGGAAGCGGGGGCAGCUAUGUGAUCCAGGGGGGGUACAUGCUGAGUGGCAACAGUCAGGGGGGCUACUCCACCCACAACGCCCGCUCCUCUCCUGCCACCGUCAGUACAACAGAGGGCGAGGAGGGUAGUGGCGUACCGUCGGCAGACAAAAAGGUGCAGUGGCUGCUAGAUAACUAUGAGACAGCUGAAGGGGUCAGUCUGCCUCGCUCCACCCUCUACUGCCACUACCUGCUGCACUGCCAGGAGCAGAAGCUGGAGCCCGUCAACGCUGCCUCCUUUGGGAAGCUGAUCAGAUCCGUGUUCAUGGGGCUACGCACGCGCCGCCUGGGCACCCGGGGGAACUCCAAGUACCACUAUUACGGCCUGAGGAUCAAGGCCUGCUCCUCUCUGAUCAGACUGAUGGAGGACCAGCAGCACCUGGCCAUGAGACAGCAGCCCUUCUCUCAGAAACAGAGGAUGAAGCCGGUGCAGAAGGUGGAGGGGAUGACCAAUGGCAUGGCGGCAGGCUCGGGCCAACAGCAGCAGCAGCAGGGGGCGGGGCUCUCUGACAUCAGCGCCCAAGUGCAGCAGUACCAGCAGUUCCUGGACGCGUCUCGGACCCUCCCAGAGUUCCCUGACCUUGACCUGCAGGGGAAGGCCCUACCGGAGGGCAUAGAACUGGAGCACAUCAAGAGCUUCCAGCUGCUGUAUCGGGAACACUGUGAGGCUAUUCUGGACGUGACGAUCAACCUGCAGUUCACCCUGGUGGAGACCCUGUGGAAGACCUUCUGGAGGUUUGAAGAGAGCCAGAGUGGAGACACUGGCACACUGGCUGUACAUGAUGAGUCUGAGAAGCGCCUGCCUAAGGACUGUCUAGUGAUCCUGUGUAAGUACGACCCUGUGCUCCGCUGGAGCCGCGACUGUGACAACACCCUGUACCAGGGCCUGGUGGAGAUCCUCAUCCCCGAUGUGCUGCGGCCCAUCCCCAGUGCCUUAACUCAAGCCAUCCGCAACUUUGCCAAGAGUCUGGAGAGUUGGUUGACCAACGCUAUGAUGAACAUCCCAGAAGAGAUGGUCCGCAUUAAGGUAACGUCAGCCAGUUCGUUUGCCCAGACGCUGCGCAGGUACACCUCUCUGAACCACUUGGCCCAGGCAGCCAGGGCCGUGCUACAGAACACAGCUCAGAUAAACCAGAUGCUCAGCGACCUCAACCGCGUGGACUUCGCCAAUGUUCAGGAGCAGGCGUCGUGGGUGUGUCGCUGUGAGGACCGUGUGGUGCAGCAGUUGGAGCAGGACUUCAAGCUGACCCUGCAGCAGCAGAACUCUCUGGAGCAGUGGGCUGCCUGGCUGGACGGGGUGGUCUCCCAGGUCCUAAAGCCCUACCAAGCCAGCGCCGCCUUCCCCAAAGCAGCCAAGCUCUUCCUGCUCAAGUGGUCCUUCUACAGUUCCAUGGUGAUUAGAGACCUGACUCUGCGUAGUGCUGCCAGCUUUGGAUCCUUCCACCUGAUCAGACUGCUGUAUGAUGAGUACAUGUACUACCUGAUAGAACACAGAGUGGCCCAGGCUAAAGGAGAGACACCCAUCGCUGUCAUGGGAGAGUUCGCCAGUCUUGGCAGGAGUUUGAACCCACUGGAUCCAGACAAAGAAGAGGAAGAGGAGGAGGAAGAGGAGAGCGAUGACGAGUGUCAGGAGCUGUCUCUGCCCUCUGACGGGGCGGGGCUGGGGGAGGAGUCUCUGGAGCCGCCUACCAAGCUGGCCAGAACCGACCAGAGAGUACUCUUCACCACGGGCCAGGACUGAACACACACACUGAUACACACAUGCACAAACACACUUCCAUUCACAGACUGACUUACACAAAUACUCACACAUAACUGCAUUGAUUGAUAAACAUUUGUAUACACACAUACACCAAGAUACCCUUGUAUACACUAAUAUGUACACUAGAGGUUGACACGGGAGUGAAAAUUCAUUCCUGUUCUGUCUUGUCCUGUAAAAAAAUGUUUCCUGUAAUGCCCAAAUCCUGCAGCGUUUCUAUAACCCCGGAACUUUCCUGUCCCAUUCUGAUAAAUAUCACUCCCGUCCCAUGCAGAUUUUUACACACAGAAAUCAUUUCUUCCGUUACGCCUCGAUCACACCAAUAGCGUCAUUGCAUUUUGGUACACCAGAUGUACAUUCAUUUCCACUGGAACACUGUGUUUGCCUUGCAGCAUUUUGUUGCAGAGGCAGUUGCAGUGCGUUCUGUGUGGUGGAAACGUUGGAUUUAUAGAACGUAUACAUCAGACUGUAUGUGAAGACGUUCUGUGUGGUGGAAACGUUGGAUUUAUAGAACGUAUACAUCAGACUGUAUGUGAAGACGUUCUGUGUGGGGGAUACGUUGGAUUUAUAGAACGUAUACAUCAGACUGUAUGUGAAGACGUUCUGUGUGGUGGAAACGUUGGAUUUAUAGAACGUAUACAUCAGACUGUAUGUGAAGACGUUCUGUGUGGGGGAUACGUUGGAUUUAUAGAACGUAUACAUCAGACUGUAUGUGAAGACGUUCUGUGUGGUGGAAACGUUGGAUUUAUAGAACGUAUACAUCAGACUGUAUGUGAAGACGUUCUGUGUGGGGGAUACGUUGGAUUUAUAGAACGUAUACAUCAGACUGUAUGUGAAGACGUUCUGUGUGGUGGAAACGUUGGAUUUAUAGAACGUAUACAUCAGACUGAAUGUGAAGACGUUCUGACAGAAAUGGUAGCAGAAGGUGAAGGUUGAACUGUUGUUGAACACAUCCAGAUGAUGCUGCGUACCAUUUUGCGUAAUGACGCUAUCAUGUGAUCGGGGCGUAGAGUAGUGACUGGCUCCAACUGAAGCGAGGCGUGAGAGUGAGCUGGAAGGAAGGAAAUUAUCAUUAGAUUUAGAUUUUUUUCAUUAAGUGAACGAUAUCAGGCCUACACAGUUUAUUUUAAUUAAAUGGUCCACACAUUACCAUCCUGUGGAUUGUCGAUCCUGUGUUGUCCUGAACAUGACUCUAGAACUUAUUCCUGACAGACCUGUUCCCAUGUCAACCUCUGAUGUACAGUUUCUAUAUACAUUUGAGUGUAGAUACUGUACACACACACACAUGUUCAUACACUCAAUAAACAUUUCUGCAGUCUCUACACAUAGAUGCUGACCCAACAGUACACAGACACACACAGACACAGUCCCAAUAAGGUCUGUAUGGCACAAGUCUGCUGUAAGCACAGAUACCACACAUGCAUGGAUGGGCACACAAUCACCGGUCCGGCAUUGCUGCACAAAGGACACAGGGUGAACUUACACACACACACACACACCCGACCCAUGGAGUGAAGAGUGUUUGUUGUCACUUGAAUGGAUCUGUGUAUUGAACAAGGACCUGCCAUGUUUCUCUGUAUUGGUGUCACUGGCUGACAACAGGGCAGCACAAUGUACAUGCCAACCUAAACUACCCUCCAACAACGGUCUGCUGUACCAAGGUGGUCCUGAAGAUGUGACGGUUAACAGUUUGUCCUCCCUUACCCAACCCUUCUGUAUAGGGAGGAACGGAGGGAGGAAGAGGAAAUGGCUGCUUACGAUUCUGCAGUUCUAAAUUGUUCAUUUAGCUCUCACUCUCAUGUCAAUCAAAGCCCAAGAGCCAGUCAGAAGGAGAUGGGGCAUGUGGGUGACAGCAGAUAGACUGUAAAGAGAGUUGUUGUGUGUGUUUUUGAUGCUCGUGGUGUGUGCGUGUGUGUGCUGGGGUCCUACUGCUGUGCUGUAUUUUUAGGGUGCGAUUGAACAUGCGUGGAUUUAUCUGAUUGUGUGUGUCUUGUAACGUGUGUCUGGUUGUACGAUUGUUGAGUCUGUGCUUCAGAAGAAGUGUUGACUGUAUAUUUGGUGGAUAUUUUCAAAGGCAUUCAAAAUCAUUUUGGGUGAAUGUUUUUAUUGGUUCUUUUUAAUUUGAUUUGUUCCUUUCCUGAAAAAGAGUGUCAUGGUUUUGGGGGUUCCUGUUACAACCACUCACACACGCACACAAAAGAUAAAACCCUGGUUUAAAGGUGUUUCCAUGUCAACCCCACAGAUGUGGAACAGUAGUCCCACCAUUUCUCUCCACUGCAGCGUCCAUCUGCCUCUGCUGCUGAAUGUGCAGUUCUGUACAGAGAGAUCUGUUCAAUAUAUAUUCCUGUUUGUGUUUUCAAGUGCUUCAUUGCCAUCUGUUUUAUUGGUUUCUGUUGAGACCUUUGUGGCCUCUUGUCGUCCACACGUCAUUGCGCCAGCCUUAUUUUUUAUGUUUGUUUAUCUUUUUCAUUUCUGCACCAGACAUUUCUGAUUUCAAAUAAUUACUUUGUUUACAUAUUCCAAGAAGGACUGUGCUGGACUGAGUUAAAAUGCGAUAAUAUAAUUAUAUAUAUGUGUGUCACUCUAUUUCCUUUUCAUUGUCACAAAGUGAACCUUUCUUGUCUGGUGAUGUGGUGUCAAUCUGUCACACACUAAGUAUAUUUUGUGUGUAUGUGUAUUUACUGAGAGUCGUUAUUGAGUGUGAGUAUGUAUGUUUGAUUUCAGUUCUCCUCAAAUGAGCUCUCCAUACAUACACGCGCCAAGGGUCCUGCUUCGUUUGCACAGUCACAGUCAAUGACUGUCCUUUUAUAUGGUGAGAUGUCAGUAGCCUGAUCCCAAAUAUGUUUGUACUAUCUUGCCAACUCUUGGUUUGACAAUGACCAUAUAAGUUGGCGAGACAGCACAAACUGAUCAGGUACCAGGCUAGAAUAUAACAGUUCUGCCUAUUUAUCACAGACAGUCUCCACUUGGAGAUCCCUAUAGAUCUCUUUCAUGUACAGUACUGUAUAUCUGUGUCUGAUGGAAUCGCAGCACACAGGUGUAAGGUAUUCUGAGGAAAACCCUUACAGUCGGUGCCAUUGUUGUAUGGGUUUAGCAUGGUCCCAGAUCUGUUUGUGCUGUCUUAUAGAAGUUGGAAUGACAGCACAAGCAGAUCUGGGGUCAGGCUCGAUGUGAAACGAGACAGGGGAAUCAGACACCCUAUCUUCCUCUACAUCUCUCAUUCUGUCUCACUCGUUUCCUUCCUGCUAAAGUUUUUCUGCUGUUGUUUUGUUGUUGAAGCCAUUUUCAUAGAACAUUGUCCACCACGAUCAGUUCGGUUGUUGAACAUGUAUUGUAUGAACAUUUCAUUGCAUUUAAGUGUCCCAAGAAUGUUUUCAAAGGCAGCAAUGCAUAUCUUGAGCACGCAGCGUGGACCUCUAAACCAGCAUGUUUAACACUCUGGGGCGUCUGCUACUACCACAGCUGAUGAUAUAUCCUCCCAUGUCCUGCGGAUCUCCCGAUACGAUGGCCAUUCUUUUCCAGACAAAAAUGUUUGUCAUUUUUAUAGAGUUCAGUUUCUUACUUCUAAAAACGGUAUUGUGUGGCAGUGUUUUAUGAAUUUGGUCAAAUACACGUAUGACUGUGCCUUUGGGAGGUUGUAGAAUGCACUUCAAAUGUUUUUAAUUUUAAAGAUAUAAAAUAAAUUAAGAAUUUUUUAAGUUGU
Molecule: messenger RNA, 6652 nt
Organism: Oncorhynchus mykiss (rainbow trout)
Lineage: Eukaryota; Metazoa; Chordata; Actinopteri; Salmoniformes; Salmonidae
Source: RefSeq, a predicted model, not a curated record